Molecule: messenger RNA, 2574 nt
Organism: Knipowitschia caucasica
Lineage: Eukaryota; Metazoa; Chordata; Actinopteri; Gobiiformes; Gobiidae
Source: the annotation of a GenBank genome assembly
AUGAAAACAAAAGACUUCUCGAUUUUGGUGCAACUUUUCACUGAUUCUAUUCAUCUUCACCUGCAUGAGGCCGACUGGCUAACAAGCUGCUUCAUCAGGCUGAGAGAUGGGCUAAGAGACAAUGGUGUGGAGGAGGAGGUGAUCAGAGGAGGUGUGGAGGAGGAGGCGAUCAGAGGAGGUGUGGAGGAAGAGGCGAUCAGGGGAGGUGUGGAGGAGGAGGUGAUCAGAGGAGGUGUGGAGGAGGAGGCGAUCAGAGGAGGUGUGGAGGAAGAGGCGAUCAGAGGAGGUGUGGAGGAAGAGGCGAUCAGGGGAGGUGUGGAGGAGGAGGUGAUCAGAAGAGACAAUGGUGUGGAGGAGGAGGUGAUCAGAGGAGGUGUGGAGGAGGAGGCGAUCAGGGGAGGUGUGGAGGAGGAGGUGAUCAGAGGAGGUGUGGAGGAGGAGGCGAUCAGAGGAGGUGUGGAGGAGGAGGCAAUCAGGGGAGGUGUAGAGGAGGAGGUGAUCAGAGGAGGUGUGGAGGAGGAGGCAAUCAGAGGAGGUAUGGAGGAGGAGGUGAUCAGAGGAGGUGUGGAGGAAGAGGCGAUCAGGGGAGGUGUGGAGGAGGAGGUGAUCAGAGGAGGUGUGGAGGAGGAGGCGAUCAGAGGAGGUGUGGAGGAAGAGGCGAUCAGAGGAGGUGUGGAGGAAGAGCCGAUCAGGGGAGGUGUGGAGGAGGAGGUGAUCAGAAGAGACAAUGGUGUGGAGGAGGAGGUGAUCAGAGGAGGUGUGGAGGAGGAGGCGAUCAGAGGAGGUGUGGAGGAAGAGGCGAUCAGGGGAGGUGUGGAGGAGGAGGUGAUCAGAGGAGGUGUGGAGGAGGAGGCGAUCAGAGGAGGUGUGGAGGAAGAGGCGAUCAGAGGAGGUGUGGAGGAAGAGGCGAUCAGGGGAGGUGUGGAGGAGGAGGUGAUCAGAAGAGACAAUGGUGUGGAGGAGGAGGUGAUCAGAGGAGGUGUGGAGGAGGAGGCGAUCAGGGGAGGUGUGGAGGAGGAGGUGAUCAGAGGAGGUGUGGAGGAGGAGGCGAUCAGAGGAGGUGUGGAGGAGGAGGCAAUCAGGGGAGGUGUAGAGGAGGAGGUGAUCAGAGGAGGUGUGGAGGAGGAGGCAAUCAGAGGAGGUAUGGAGGAGGAGGUGAUCAGAGGAGGUGUGGAGGAAGAGGCGAUCAGGGGAGGUGUGGAGGAGGAGGUGAUCAGAGGAGGUGUGGAGGAGGAGGCGAUCAGAGGAGGUGUGGAGGAAGAGGCGAUCAGAGGAGGUGUGGAGGAAGAGGCGAUCAGGGGAGGUGUGGAGGAGGAGGUGAUCAGAAGAGACAAUGGUGUGGAGGAGGAGGUGAUCAGAGGAGGUGUGGAGGAGGAGGCGAUCAGGGGAGGUGUGGAGGAGGAGGCAAUCAGGGGAGGUGUAGAGGAGGAGGUGAUCAGAGGAGGUGUGGAGGAGGAGGCAAUCAGAGGAGGUAUGGAGGAGGAGGUGAUCAGAGGAGGUGUGGAGGAAGAGGCGAUCAGGGGAGGUGUGGAGGAGGAGGUGAUCAGAGGAGGUGUGGAGGAGGAGGCGAUCAGAGGAGGUGUGGAGGAAGAGGCGAUCAGAGGAGGUGUGGAGGAAGAGCCGAUCAGGGGAGGUGUGGAGGAGGAGGUGAUCAGAAGAGACAAUGGUGUGGAGGAGGAGGUGAUCAGAAGAGACAAUGGUGUGGAGGAGGAGGCGAUCAGGGGAGGUGUGGAGGAGGAGGUGAUCAGAGGAGGUGUGGAGGAGGAGGCGAUCAGAGGAGGUGUGGAGGAGGAGGCAAUCAGGGGAGGUGUAGAGGAGGAGGUGAUCAGAGGAGGUGUGGAGGAGGAGGCAAUCAGAGGAGGUAUGGAGGAGGAGGUGAUCAGAGGAGGUGUGGAGGAGGAGGCGAUCAGAGGAGGUGUGGAGGAAGAGGCGAUCAGGGGAGGUGUGGAGGAGGAGGUGAUCAGAGGAGGUGUGGAGGAGGAGGCGAUCAGAGGAGGUGUGGAGGAAGAGGCGAUCAGAGGAGGUGUGGAGGAAGAGGCGAUCAGGGGAGGUGUGGAGGAGGAGGUGAUCAGAAGAGACAAUGGUGUGGAGGAGGAGGUGAUCAGAGGAGGUGUGGAGGAGGAGGCGAUCAGAGGAGGUGUGGAGGAAGAGGCGAUCAGGGGAGGUGUGGAGGAGGAGGUGAUCAGAGGAGGUGUGGAGGAGGAGGCGAUCAGAGGAGGAGGAGGUGUGGAGGAGGAGGUGAUCAGAGGAGGUAUGGAGGAGGAGGUGAUCAGAGGAGGUGUGGAGGAGGAGGCGAUCAGAGGAGGUGUGGAGGAAGAGGUGAUCAGAGGAGGUGUGGAGGAGGAGGUGAUCAGAGGAGGUGUGGAGGAUGAGGCAAUCAGAGGAGGUGUGGAGGAAGAGGCGAUCAGAGGAGGUGUGGAGGAGGAGAGGAGGUGUAGAGGAGGAGGUGAUCAGAGGAGGUGUGGAGGAGGAGGUGUGGAGGAGGAGGUGAUCAGAGGAGGUGUGGAGGAGGAGGUGAUCAGAGGAGGUGUGGAGGAGGAGGUGAUCAGAGGAGCACUGCGGUGCGGUGGGUAG